UCUUUUUUUUUUCUCUUUUUUUUAGGUUACUUUAGGGACACACUCGGAAACUACCAGGGCCUAUUCUUCCUGAUUGGAGGCCUGACAGGCCUCACUGCUUCACUAUGGUUGUGGGCGUUUUUGCGAGAAAAAGAAGCACCGUUCUCCGAAGGCGACUCCAAGAGUUCCUCAAUCGCAAGGUCGCCGCGCUGCACGAGAAACUCGGAAGGCUAAAAACGGAACGACGAGGUGGGGAACACCAGAACAGGUUCUCUUUCACCAUAUUUCGGAUGAGAGACGCUUUCCGCCGCCCUCCGUUCCACUUGCCGCGGAGGCCGCCACCACGAACACCGACAAAGCCAAUCCAACUUCGCGUUAAGCGUCACGUUGACCUUCGGGUGGGACCCGGUCACGCGCUGGGCGCUGUCACGUGAUCCGUUCGCAACGCUUGAUUGGCUGCACCGACUCGUAGCGUCCACUGCGGUUUGUUACGCGGCGGCAGCCAAGGGCGGCCCGCCCUCCGUCAGGUAACUGAUAAGACGUGUGAGUUUGAUGAGGGGAGAGCAUGAGCGCUCGUGGAGCGACGAGAUAGCCGAAGCGGGACAACGACCAAAUAAAAACUGUCUCGCGGGGGCUUACCCACGACAACAACGAUGGCAAUCCUGGGAAAGAGGUGCGCGCAUUGAUGUGAGCCAGCGACGGUGAUGGACUCGCCGAGGAGUUGGGCGGUGGCAGCCGCCUGCUGCUGGAUGAACGUGUUUGGGUUCGGAUUAGUGCGUUCCGCCGGUGUCGUGUACGUGGGAAUAUUGGAGACGUUCAGCGUUUCGAGAGAGCAAGCGUCAUGGCCCGUCAACCUGUCGAUCGUCUGCUAUAUGACUGCAGGUCCCUUCGUUGGACUUUUGGCCAGGCACAUCGCCGCCUGGAAGCUGACAAUGGGCGGUUGCAUCGUGGGCUCCCUCGCCGUCGCAGCGUGCUUCUUGGUUAACAGUGUGGCCUAUCUGAACGUCUUACUCGGCGUCAUUCACGGUACAAGCAUAAGCUUCUUGUUGGUGUUCGUCGUGGUGAUCAACCAACACUUCCUUAAAUACAGGGCAAUGGCUUCCGGGAUCAGCCAUGCUGGUUUUUCAUUGGGAGCUAUCAUCUUCUCCCCCCUCACGCAUGUCCUCUUCAACGAGUACGGACUUCGAGGGUCUCUCCUUCUCUGCGGCGCCAUAAUGCUCAACUCAACGGUCGGUGUCUUUCUACAACGGCCGCCUCCAGCUUCAAAACUCGAACUCGCCCAAAAGCGUCAUAGACUGGAACAAACCAUCGAGUCUAACCCGCCCAAGCAAAACAUCAUUAAGGUUCCUGCCUCCUUUGUCACGUGUGAACCUCAGGAAAUCGGAAAAGAUGGUUUGGUCAACCAGAAAAUCGACGUCAAGAAGCACGAUGAUGCCGGCAUAGACCAUUCCGUUACAAAGACAAUGCUUGGCGGUAACGAAGCUGAAACAGGACGGGACACCGGGCAACAAGAAAAGUCAGAAAAUAAGCACCAGCAUUUUCAUCCACAUGACCUUGCCAGUAAGCAGAAAGCAGAAGCCACAAACCUCGAGCCCACCAAAGGCCAAUGUUCAAGCGGAAGUGUACUCUCAUUUUUUACGUUCCCUAGCUUUUAUCUCAUCGCCGCGUCGCAGGUCCUAGUGUUUUUCAUCAUGGGCACGUACACCACCAUCAUUGUAGACUUUUCCGUGGAUAACGGCAUUUCGAGAUGGUACGCUAUCUCCCUGGUGUCUCUGUACAACGCCACCGACAUGAUAGCCAGGUUCGGCUCUGGAUUGAUCACAGACCGCGGAUUUCUCAACAAGAACACCAUGAUGGCCCUUCAUUUUGCCUUGUGGUCUGUGUCCCUGGUUGUCACGCCAUUCUGCACUGCUUACUACUGUCAGGUCGUCCUGGCCCUGGUGGGAGGUUGGUGCAACGGUUGCACGAUGAUCUUGAUCGUCGUAUUUUUUGUGGAGCUUGUUGGAAUCGACAACCUUGGCGUCACUUUUGGCGUGGGCAUCUUCUUCUCGGGUGCUUGUGGAUUCCUGAGGCCCUCCUUGAUUGGUUAUUUCAGGGACCACCAUGGCGACUACGAGGGACUCUUCGACGUCCUCGCCGCGUUUGCCGGUUUGAUGUCCCUUUUGUGGUUGUGCACCAUCGUCAAGGACACGGUUUUGCGAGCUCACGGACGUAGAGCUUCUAAGAUCGAGGGAAGUCCGGCUGCCACAAAGCGCUCUCCCUCUUGGUUCUACCCGCAAUUCAAAGUGAUUAAAAAUGCCAUGUGACU
Messenger RNA from Ixodes scapularis (black-legged tick), 2287 nucleotides. Its product is annotated as monocarboxylate transporter 7. The record is from RefSeq and is a predicted model, not a curated record. Gene Ontology annotation, biological process: transmembrane transport. Gene Ontology annotation, molecular function: monocarboxylic acid transmembrane transporter activity. Bases 684 to 2285 code for a protein of 533 amino acids. The transcript has 4 exons. Lineage: Eukaryota; Metazoa; Arthropoda; Arachnida; Ixodida; Ixodidae.